AUGGCGAUUAACGACGGGCACAGUCGAACCAUUAUUGGAGGAGCAAUAUACAGUUCAAAAGUAGAGUUGAAGAUGUCAGGAUAUGAGUUGCAAAGGUUGAAACGUAUAGCUGAAAAUAAAAGAAGAAUGGAAGAAUUGGGAAUUAAAAAGCUUGCUUCUGAAGUAACUUGUUUGAGGAAGGAUCGGAAUCAGAGGGAUAUAAACAAGCUGAUUUCUAAGAAUGUUGUUUCAAAGGAUAUCCCUGGUGAAAAGGAACAUGGAGAGGACAAAUUCAGUAAAGAGGAUGAUGCGCAACAAACAGACGAGAUAGAACCACAACAGUUUCCAAAUAAUGCAGUGGGGAUCACAAAUGAAUCGCUUUCUAUGCAAGAACAACACAAUCUAUCAGUAAAGAAGCGAACAAGAGGACCGAGUUUGUGCAAAGAUAUCCAUGACCGCACUAUAGACGAUCGUUCGCCUAUCAUUUUGAAUGGAUUGUGUCAGCCAAUUGGGCCAGAUAAGGCAACUUUAGAUAAGUUUAGUCGUUUUUUGGGAUCGUUAGCUCGUGAUUCUAAUCUUGCACCUUUAAAUGAGGUUAAUUGGACUCAUGUUCGUGAUAAGGACAAAAUUUGGGAAUAUGUCAAGACGAAGUUCGUUAUAGCGGAGGAAGACACAGAUGAUGAGCUAAAAACUAUUCCUGAUUCUCAAUUGAAGGAUUUGCAAAAAUAUUGGGAUCUGGAAGAGGUUCAGUCUCUAUGGCUCAACGUUCAGCAACAAGUUGAU
Messenger RNA from Striga asiatica, 762 nucleotides. The record is from the annotation of a GenBank genome assembly. Lineage: Eukaryota; Viridiplantae; Streptophyta; Magnoliopsida; Lamiales; Orobanchaceae.